Messenger RNA from Hevea brasiliensis (rubber tree), 2995 nucleotides. RefSeq names its product E3 ubiquitin protein ligase DRIP2. The transcript is spliced from 8 exons. The record is from RefSeq and is a predicted model, not a curated record. NCBI's taxonomy places the organism in Eukaryota, Viridiplantae, Streptophyta, Magnoliopsida, Malpighiales, Euphorbiaceae. The coding region runs from base 391 to 1737 and encodes 448 amino acids. Gene Ontology annotation, molecular function: ubiquitin-protein transferase activity.
AGACACGCUGAGGCGCACAUUAUCCCAAGACAAAAUGUGACUCCCAUCCCAAGUGCCGGAAAAACCAAAGAUCGAACGCGAACUCGGCGUGUUUCGCAUUUACACGCUUCCGAUGUUUUUCAUGUUAUUUCGUCGAAACUAAAAACAUCCAAAAACCAAGGACAUACUUCAAGUCUUAACCGCAACAAACUACGACACAACAGCAAUAGCAGACAGUAGAACCAAAACAUCCUCCUUUGUCCCUUGUCCUAAAAUCCCACAGAACCCCGCGCCUACGCCAAUCUCCAAUUUCUUCACUCCUUUUUAGAUCUUUCUUUCUUCACCGAUUCCUUACCUUUUUGUUUCUAGAUUUUCUUUUUGCGGUGUAAUGUAGUGUACAGCGAGGGAGAGAUGUUGGCUGGACAGGUGGUGAAAGUAAAGAGUGAGACACUCCAGACAUGCAUGACAUGUCCUCUUUGUAAGAAGUUGCUAAGGGAUGCUACCACUAUAUCUAUGUGUCUUCAUACGUUUUGCAGGAAGUGUAUAUAUGAAAAGCUCUCAGAUGAAGAGGUAGACUGCUGUCCUGUAUGCAAUAUUGAUCUGGGCCGUCUGCCUGUGGAGAAACUGAGGCCAGACCAUAAUUUGCAAGAUAUAAGGGCCAAAAUAUUUCCUUUUAAAAGAAGAAAAAUUAAGGCCCCUGAAGUUAUGCCUUCAAUUGCAUUGCCAGCAAAAAGAAAGGAGAGAUCAUUGUCAUCAUUGGUGGUUAGCACUCCCAAAGUGCCCAUGCAAACUGGCUUGACGGGAAGGAGGUCUAAAGCUUGUGCAAGAAAAGCUGCUGCUUUACGAUGCAGUUUUACUGUUGAUGAAUCCAAUAAAAAAGAAGAUUCUGCAGAAGAUCAUCCAAUGAGCUCAAGCUCUCCUGAGACUCCUAAUAAAAUUAUUCAAAAUAAAAGGCAGGAUUCUUCUGUUGGUGACCCUCUUAAAACACUAAAGCAUAAGGAAGAACCAGAAGAUGAUGUAGAAAUAAUAGAAGGGAAAGCUGAUUUAUGGACUCCCUUAAAUUGUCUUGUUGAAGCUGCUAACAGAAGCAAGUCCUCAAAGUCAAAGUUGCAAGGGCUCUCUCUUGCCAAAUCAGAACUACUUAGUGCACCCAGUAGUGAAUUCCAGUCACCUGGAACGAAGUCCAGAGCAGAUUCCCCCAAUGGUCAUGAAAGUGAAGUAUAUAUGCCUAAAACCAAAAAUAAGGAGCAUGGGCAGGAUAUGAAAGUCCAAGAUGAUAAUAAUGUGAUAAAUUCACUUCAUGCAUCAGUCAAGCGUAGAAGAUUGACAGCAUCACGGAAAAGGGCAGCUAUGGCUGAAGAGCUAAGUGCCUCAGCACAACGCAUGCUUGAUGCUGGAGGUGCUAAGAACAACAGAAGAAAUUGUCCAAUUUGGUUUUCAUUAGUUGCCUCUGAAGACCAGAAAGGAGAUGAUUCCUUGCCACAAAUAUCUGCAUGUUACCUGAGGAUUAAGGAUGGUAAAAUGCCCGUCUCGUUCAUUCAGAAGUAUCUUGUGAAAAAACUUGAUCUUGCUAACGAGGCUGAGGUGGAAAUAAUGUGUCGGGGUCAGCCAGUGCUUCCAACUCUGCAAUUACACAACUUGGUGGACUUGUGGUUUCGGACGGCGUCAACCUCGAAGAAAGUACCGGCAUCAGUGGGUUCCUCAGCCAAGGACUUCGUAAUGAUACUAUCAUACUGUCGAAAAGUUCAAGCUUCUUAAAAUAGCUAAGCAUCUUUCUUUGUUGUCUUCGGUCAUCUACAUCUUCGGCUAGCAAUAUAUAUAUAUAAAGUUGGAUCUUGUGAAGCUGUAUUUACCCCGACCAUUGGAUCCAUCACAUACUUGGUUACAUGCAUGUGAUUACAUGUAAGAAUAUAUUUGAUUUGAUUUAUUCUAUGGGCUAGCCUCAUCAUUUACAGUUUGCACUCUGUACUAUCCAUUGUUUGGUUCUUUCGUUUAAAACCCAAUUGAAGAUACUAAUGAACUUUACCUUAAGUGGCUAUGGAGUCGUCAUUUUCAGAGUUGUGAGAUCGAAUCCAUUGGAAGAUAAAUUAAUGAAAUCAGAGGAGUUGUAUCUAGUUCAAGUUUUGCCCAUUGGCAUUCCUAUCUUUGCUCAAGCACUAAAUCUUGCAAAUGAAGCAGAUGAUCGCCUCUUUGUUUCAUAAGAUUAGUCUAUUCUAUUUCUAUUGUGUUUAAAUCUGUAAAUUACAAGAUGUAUUCCAAAAUAGGUCAUCCAUUUCCAUUAUUAAUUGUGUGCAUGUUUUAUUUCUGACAACAUUAAAAAAUAAAAUGAGCUUAUGUAACUUCAAUAUUAGUGAAAAUGUAAUAUUUAUUACUUACUGAUUUAUAGAUAAUCAACAUUAAUAAUAAUAAUAAUAAUAACUAAAAAUAAUAAAAAGUUAUAUUUGUAGAUUUAAUAGGUGCAUCUUUAAUCUAGUAAUACCCUUUACUAGAUUAAUGCAAAAUUAAUGCAAAAUAGUUAAUAUUUUUUUUGGAAAAAUUAAUUUACUAAAUUAAUGCAAAAUAUAUUUUUUUGGAAAAAAAAAUAGUUAAAGUGUAUCAAAAAUUAAUGCAAAAUUAAAUUUAAUAAUUUUUAAUUAUUGAAAUAUUAAAAUAAUAAAAUUAUUUUUUAAAUAUUUUCUAAAAGGAUCUGAAGAAAAAGAAAAAUGUGAUGUACAAUUUUGCCGUUUGAGUGGAGAUAGCUUGUGGGCAAAAGGCGAGGUCAGGUAUAAGAAGUAGAGAACUUUGAGACCCGACUCAAAGCGCCUGAUAACUUAGGACUGGAGGGCGGUGUGAUUGUCCGGAGAUUCAAGAAAGUCUGAAUCAUUCUCUUUCUGGGACCAACAUGCAACAGGAUUGAUUGUGAAGGGUGGGGGAUCUGAAACGGAGGUGACUUGGGAGGAUCAGCAGAAUAUCAACAAAUUCGGUCGAUUAAACAACCGAUUUCACGAGCUUGAGGAUGAGAUUAAGAUCGCCAAGG